This is a messenger RNA of Heterotrigona itama, 1403 nucleotides long. The record is from the annotation of a GenBank genome assembly. NCBI's taxonomy places the organism in Eukaryota, Metazoa, Arthropoda, Insecta, Hymenoptera, Apidae.
AUGCCAACAAUUCAUCAAGGGCAAACGCACGCAAACGUUCUGUUGUUCGUUUCCCUUCGAUUGGAAAAUUCGAGCCGAGUGUUUCGAGAGUUUCGAUUUCGGUGAAAGUGACAAACCAAACGGAACACGCAAUAUCGUACGAUAUUAAUCUCUUUUCUUCGUAACGUCUUUCGCAGGAGGAGGACGAGGACGAGAAAGCAAGGCUCAGUGGUUGCAGACAAGAUCUCGAAGAAGAAGGCGAGUCACAAGAGGCAGUUACAAUUACGACGGAGGACGGCUUGUACGAGGAUCGUUUCCGGGAAGGGGCGAAAGAUUGUCGCCUAGCCGGAAUGAGGGGUGAAUCGGCUCGGCCGGGAAAGCGGCCACUCAGAGCGUUGUCCGCUUCGGAGAAGAUGGACGCGAUACAGAGGGUGCACGAGGGUGAGAGCAAGGCUUCGGUGGCCCGCGACAUCGGCGUGCCGGAGUCGACGUUGCGCGGCUGGUGCAAAUCCGAGCACAAGAUCAGAGGGAUGGCGAGGAACUCGUCGACGCCAGACAGCGAGGCACACUCGCCGGCCUCGUCUUCCGGCGCGAACGUCGCUGCCAGCAACCUGGCCACCGGCGGCGGUGGCUCGGCCAACCUCUCCAGCGAGGACGAGAGCCCCUGCGUGAAGAAGCCGAAGAUGGAUCAUCACCAUCAGCAGCAGCAACAACAACAGCAGCAGCAGUCGGCCGUCACGUCAGCCGGCACGUCGUUCGUCGGCGACGUGUGCGCCGACCCGGACGCCACCGGCAACAACAAGCUGGAGAACAACAAGCCAAAGGCGAUCGACUACGUAGGCCUGAUGACGAGCAUGGCUGGCAUGAGACCGGAGAACAGUUCGUUGCUUCUGCAACAGUUGGGUCUGCUGUCGGGCACGUCUGCCGGCACCCUGGCCAAGAAUCUGUUGAGCAUAUCGCCGUCGUUGUCGCACGGCAGCGCUGUCGGCCUGGUGGAGAACGGGCUACAGUACACGAAGAGCAACGUGGUGGCCGCGUGUGUCGCGAACGCGAACAAUUUGACCGGUGUUGUUGGCGGCAACAACAAGAGGCACACCAUCUCGGCAAUCGCGCCGACACAGAUCGACUCGGUGGUGGCCAAGUCGUGCAGCACGCGCAAGAGCCUGCCACCAGCUGCCGAGGCACCCUCCACGCCGGUGCCCGCCUCGCCGAGAAAGACCAACGAGAACAACAGCGGUAUCCAGAGAUCCAGCUCGGCGAGCAGCAAGCCGAAGAAAGACGUUGCCAACGUGACCACCAGCAGUGGACGGCUCAUGGUUCUGGCAGUGGUACAAACAGUGCAGCUUCCCGCUGCUCACGCAGACACCGCCAGCCCCCACCCCGGUGGCCAAGAAGUCGCCGAGCAAGGCUCGGGCCAUGCUUGA